AUGUUCCGCCGCCAACAACAUCCGGUGUUCUCCAACGCCCGUCACAGGCCGUCGGGCAGGACUUUCAAUGGUUCCGCAGCCGUCCACCUUCCGCCGGCCCCGCACACUUACACCGUAACCGAGUUAAACUUCCUCGACGAAGCCAGCCAUCAACAUGUCACCCAGCAACAUCUGUUCUACGCCCUCGAGCAUGUCGUUGAAGUGCUACAACAUCAUGGGAUCACAUACGGCGUCAUGGGCGGUAUGAGCUUGGUCUUGCUCGGCAACGAACACCGCAUCACUAGAGACGUGGAUAUUGGCGUUGACGUGGGAGUCCCGGAUAUGUUGAAUGCGUUCUCACGGGAUCAUCGUGUUUACCGGCCCAGCCCCACGGCCGCCACUACAAGCCAUGUUGCUAGGAUAUUCGUCCUGGUUGGAGGCACUCAUCGAGAGCCUGUCCGCCGGUUGCCCGUGGAGGUUGACCUAAUUCGACCUGGGCACCCAAGCAUGCCGCGGUCACUCGAGGCCGAAACCGAGGUCAUCACCGGGCGCACAGCAUUAGGCCCGCGCAGAUGGAACACCCUGUCGCUGCGCUACCUCUUCCUCUCCAAGUUGCGCGUUUUCCACUGCCUCGAGCGUGACCAGGACUUCAGGGACCUCGUCUGGCUGUGCUACCGGUUUCCAGACGACAUUGGCGGGUUUUCGCCGCAGCUGGACGAAAAUCUGCGCAGAACUUUCUUCGAAGCGUAUAAGCGGACUCGCCCGCCGAAGCAGAAACUGGGAUUCAUCUACGGUCGGGUCAGAGAUCUUGGUGGCGGGCUUUAA
Molecule: messenger RNA, 804 nt
Organism: Dichotomopilus funicola
Lineage: Eukaryota; Fungi; Ascomycota; Sordariomycetes; Sordariales; Chaetomiaceae
Exons: 4
Coding region: 1-804 (267 amino acids)
Source: RefSeq, a predicted model, not a curated record